This is a messenger RNA of Dovyalis caffra, 543 nucleotides long. NCBI's taxonomy places the organism in Eukaryota, Viridiplantae, Streptophyta, Magnoliopsida, Malpighiales, Salicaceae. The record is from the annotation of a GenBank genome assembly.
AUGGCUGCUACAAUAAGAGAUGAGCAGGGCAAUCUAAUUCAACUCACAGAUGAACAGGGCAACCCAGUUAAAUUAACAGAUGAACAUGGUAACCCUGUGCACAUCACUGGCACAGCCACCACCAGACAACAUCCAACGCUUAGCAAUAUAAUCAGUAGUGAUCCGGUACCUGGUACUGGACUUUUUUCUAGUACUGCCAAGAGUGAAGAUGAAAUGAAGGGUACUCAUGACAUUCGUCAGACGGGUCAGCAUGAUGGGGUUGCUGGUGAUCAAGGUGCACGGAAAGAGGAGCAGGACGAGAUUUCAUCUACUUCAAGCUCUGACUCGUCUGAGUGCGAUGAGCAAGGAGGGAGAAGGAAGAAGAAGGGGCUGAAACAGAAAAUAAAGGAGAAAAUAACUAGUGGGAAGCACAAGGAAGAACAUGACCAUACUGUUGAGGUACACACCACCACCACCGGUCCAGCCGGAGGACAUUACCAGGAACAUGAGAAGAAAAGUGUGAUUGAGAAGAUCAAAGAAAAAUUUUCUGGCCACCAUCAGUAA